This is a messenger RNA of Drosophila subobscura, 1349 nucleotides long. Its product is annotated as queuine tRNA-ribosyltransferase accessory subunit 2. The coding region runs from base 41 to 1300 and encodes 419 amino acids. The transcript is spliced from 2 exons. Gene Ontology annotation, molecular function: tRNA-guanosine(34) queuine transglycosylase activity. Lineage: Eukaryota; Metazoa; Arthropoda; Insecta; Diptera; Drosophilidae. The record is from RefSeq and is a predicted model, not a curated record.
ACCAAUAAAACAAAAAUUAAUAAAACCAAGGGAAACCGGCAUGAAAUUCGUUUUAGAAAGCCUCACCAAGAACGGUGGGCGUCUGGGCCAGCUGCACAUAAAGGAUGGAGCACCAGAGCAGCGGACACCGCUGCUAAUGCAAACAACAAAAGGCGGCAGCAUUCCGUGUCUGUCCGCCGACGUCUUUGAGAGCCAUGUGACGAGGAAGCCACAUGUUCUUCAGCUUACCCUGUCGACCAUCGACCAAAUGACGGAGGCGCUGGCCCAGUGGAACAGUGGAGAUCGGGGACUGAGCGAUUAUGUGGGAUUUCCCGGACACAUGAAUGUGCUACUGCUGCGGGAUCCUUGCGAGAUGACGCCAGCAGGUGGAAACGACCGGGACAUACAGCCGCUGUUCACGCGCCGAGGCAAAGAGUCGCUUUCGCCCCAGCGGUACAUGGAAAUGGUGGCUAGCCUUAAGCCAGACAUCUACCAGGGGCUGUGCGACGCAGACACUAAUGCAGAGAGCUCCAAGAAACGUGUUCAGAAAUCCGUGGACCGCACCGAGAAGUUCAUGCAAUACAUCUACGAGAACAAGAGCAAAGUGGAGUCUGGCCUGCUGGCGCCCAUUGUAGGUGGCUACAACACCUUUGCCCGGACGCAGUCCAUAAAACAUGCCCGCGAACAGCCCGUAGGCAGCUAUGGCGGCUACGUCUUUGAGGGAUUCCACACGAAUGGCUUGACUGCCACCACACUGGAUGCGUCCAAGCUGUUGCCGAUUGUCCAGCAUUGUGUGGGGCAGCUGGAGGAGGACAAGCCGCGAAUGGUGCCGGGUGCAUAUACACCAUUGACCACGCUGGAGCUGAUUGGCCUGGGCAUGGAUCUAUUCGACACUUCCUAUGCCUAUUGCGCCGCAGUCAACUUUAAGGCCUUGACGUUUACUUUUGUCCAGAAUGAUGAUGCCAUCGUGCACGUUCCCUUCCUAGACAUCACGGAUGAUGCAAACAAAGAGGAUUUCACGCCACUGCUGAAAAAUUGCGACUGCCUGAGCUGCCAGAAACACACGCGUGCUUACGUACAUCAUCUGUACAAGACCAACGAGCUGCUGGGUCCUAUUCUACUAAUGAUCCACAAUCUGCAUCAUUACAUGGAAUUCUUUGAGGCUAUAAGGCAGAGCAUUGCCAGCGAUGGCCUGCAGCAGCUGAUGGAGCUGGUUAGGCGGCAGAAUGGCGACUCCCAGGUGGACUAUAGCAUCGCACCCAACCGUAAAGUGAUUAGCAAAGCAACAAUGGGCAAAGGAUUUGCUGCAGCUGCUGUGUGACUCAAAUAAGGAGUAGAUUUAGUAUAAAUAAAUAGCCUCUUGGUCUCUA